AUGAUGAGGGAAGCUAGGAUAUUAGGAAAUCAAGGCGUCACUACGCGACAAAACCUGGUCAAGGUGCCCGUUUCCGAGGAGCAGGAGUUAUUGUUGGAUCUGGUGGACUGGGAUCAGGACCACGCGUCGGAAGAGGCGGGUUCCUCAAGCGAGCAGAACGCCCUUGCCGACGCAAUUUCCCAUUCGAUUCGUAUUCUUCUUACCUUUGCCCACCGACAAAACCUUCGACGCAGGACUCAGCCGCCGCCACCACUUGCACCGAAACGUCGACCUACUCCUGAAUACCAGAUCCUCCGACCGGUUAUGGCAUAUUUACAACACAAGUCACAUAUACAGUCGCUCGAAACAUAUAUCGCCAAGUUACGGCGCGUUCUAGAAGCUGCCGGGAUCAAAUGUGACUUUAGUGCUACUCAAUUUUCGUCGGUCGGUGUAUUGCAGCCCAGCCAUUUGGUCCCUAAGGUCGAAUCACUGGUUGGAGUCUUUCUUGCACCAUUCGAGUCGACCUUUUCAGGUACCCUGAUCACACCACAGAGCUCGUUCCGAGUUCGGAUCAGGACGAACUCGACUAUACCCCCCGUUGGCACUUUUUACGACAUCUCUGUCAACCUCCCGCAAUUUCCCGAAGUCCAACCUCUUAACCGCGUUGGGCUACAAGAAGAAGUGGCACAGGCCAUUACGCAUUUUGUUAUGCUCGAUGUAGCCGCGGCGAUUUCUCUUCAAAAACAGGAAGGCUCAGGCAAGGCAUCCUGGGAAGUGGCGUACCCGCACCAUGGUGAACUGCUCGCGGUCGACACCGCCGGCCAAAGCAGGAAGAUGAAGGUCAGCCUGUCUCACGAGGAGUUGAAUAUCCAAACCUACUCGUUGAGCCGCGCCGAGGGUUUCGCACACCCAGUGGCCGCAAAGUCCGCUCUGCUGUCAUAUACGUGGAAGCCCGACACCCCGGGGCCACAGCCUAGCUUGGCCGACUUUAUUGCACAAGCGUCGCAAAAAUAA
This is a messenger RNA of Aspergillus calidoustus, 993 nucleotides long. Lineage: Eukaryota; Fungi; Ascomycota; Eurotiomycetes; Eurotiales; Aspergillaceae. The record is from the annotation of a GenBank genome assembly.